Messenger RNA from Thyridium curvatum, 1173 nucleotides. RefSeq lists its product as uncharacterized. Gene Ontology annotation, biological process: Arp2/3 complex-mediated actin nucleation. Gene Ontology annotation, molecular function: actin filament binding. NCBI's taxonomy places the organism in Eukaryota, Fungi, Ascomycota, Sordariomycetes, Thyridiales, Thyridiaceae. Gene Ontology annotation, cellular component: actin cortical patch; Arp2/3 protein complex. Bases 1 to 1173 code for a protein of 390 amino acids. The record is from RefSeq and is a predicted model, not a curated record. The transcript has 3 exons.
AUGGCCAACCCUCCGCCCAUUGUCCUCGAUGGCGGCACCGGCUUUCUCAAGGUCGGCUACGCCGCGCAAAACUUCCCCGAGUUCCAGUACCCGUCCAUCGUCGGCCGGCCGAUCCUGCGUACGGAGGAGAAGGGCGACAACGACAUGGUGAUCAAGGACAUCAUGUGCGGCGACGAGGCGGCGGCGGCCCGCACGAUGCUGCAGAUCAGCUACCCGAUGGAGAACGGCAUCGUCAAGAAGUGGGACGACAUGCAGCACCUUUGGGACUACACCUUUUUCGAGAAGAUGAAGGUCGACCCGCGCGGCCGCAAGAUCCUGCUCACCGAGCCGCCGAUGAACCCGCUCAAGAACCGGGAGCAGAUGUGCGAGGUCAUGUUUGACAGGUACGGGUUCGGCGGCGUCUACGUGGCCAUCCAGGCCGUGCUCGCGCUGUAUGCGCAGGGUCUCUCUAGCGGUGUUGUUGUUGACUCCGGAGACGGUGUCACCCACAUCGUCCCCGUGUACGAGAGCGUCGUCCUUAACCACCUCACCCGCCGACUGGACGUGGCGGGCCGCGACGUGACGCGCAACCUGAUCGCCCUGCUGCUGCGCAGGGGCUACGCGCUCAACCGAACUGCCGACUUUGAGACGGUGCGGCAGAUCAAAGAGAAGCUCUGCUACGUGUCGUACGACCUGGAGCUGGACAAGCGGCUGAGCGAGGACACGACGGUACUGGUGGAGAGCUACACGCUGCCGGACGGGCGGGUGAUCCGGGUGGGCAGCGAGCGGUUCGAGGCGCCCGAGUGCCUGUUCCAGCCGCACCUGGUGGACUGCGAGCAGCCGGGCAUCGCCGAGUUCCUCUUCAACACGAUCCAGGCGGCCGACGUGGACGUGCGGGCGUCGCUGUUCAAGGCGAUCGUGCUGUCGGGCGGCAGCAGCAUGUACCCGGGCCUGCCGUCGCGGCUGGAGAAGGAGCUCAAGCAGCUGUGGCUGACGCGGGUGCUGGGCGGCAACCCGGAGCGGCUGAGCAAGUUUAAGGUCAGGAUAGAGGACCCGCCGCGCCGGCGGCACAUGGUGUUCCUUGGUGGCGCGGUGCUGGCCAACAUCAUGGCGGACAAGGACAGCAUGUGGAUCAGCAAGGAGGAAUGGGAGGAGCAGGGCCCGCGGGUGCUGGAGAAGCUGGGUCCUCGAUAG